Messenger RNA from Chlorella variabilis, 543 nucleotides. RefSeq lists its product as hypothetical. The coding region runs from base 1 to 543 and encodes 180 amino acids. Gene Ontology annotation, molecular function: carbon-sulfur lyase activity. Lineage: Eukaryota; Viridiplantae; Chlorophyta; Trebouxiophyceae; Chlorellales; Chlorellaceae. The transcript has 5 exons. The record is from RefSeq and is a predicted model, not a curated record.
AUGGAGCUCCAAGGCAGCUGCCGCUGCGGGGCGGUUAAGUUCAGCUGCUUGAGCCAAGCCCCGGUGCCCUUCAUGCGCUGCUACUGCAGGCAAGGCAUGCAGGGAGGGGCUGGGCAGAGAAUCAAUCGCACUGGAGUGCACAUCUGCCGCAAGGUCAGCGGCUGCGGCGGGUACGCCAUCAACAUCAUGGCGCAGGCCGACAGCCUCAAGGUGACGGGCCGCGAGAACCUGAAGCCCUACCGGUUGAUGCUGCCGGCGGAGAGCGGCGGCGCGCUGCAGCCCUCCACCAACACGCGGUUCUUCUGCAAGGAGUGCGGCUGCCACCUGUGGGCGCAAGACCCAUCGUGGGAGCAGUGGUGCUACCCGUUUGCCGGCGCCAUCGACACGGAGCUGCCUGUACCGCCCCGCAGCGUGCACAUGAUGCUCAAGGACAAGGCACCCUGGGUGGUGCCGCAGGUGGGCCCCCAGGACGACCAGUUCGAUGCGUAUCCAGAUCUCAGCAUCGAGGAGUGGCACAAGAAGCACAAGCUGUGGGUGGAGUGA